UUAUACAGGUUAAUAAUUGGGACUAUUUAAAGGAUAAAUGAGUAAUUAUUUACAAUAAUGGGUGGAUCAGAAAAGAAGUGUGAAGUGAAUGUGUGCCUCUGCGUGUGAGGCAGGUACAAACGUGGGGAGAUAGAUAUUUGGCUUAGGAAGACGCACAUGAGAAAAGUAGGAUGCAAAAGAACCUCUUGAAUUUAGAGCAGAUUACAUUAAACUUUGCAGGUUUGAGAGGGAUUCACGGGGUACUGACAAGAACUCUGGUCUAACUUCCAACGACUUUGGACCUCAUUUUUUCUGCCAUGAAGCAUCCCUGUGGUGAAGACAAGUCACCAACCUCCCAGGCAGUAGCAGAAUCCCAUGGUAGCCAGGUGGGUGAAGGGGAGCGAGGACGUCCCACCUGCCUUGAAGAAGACGCCUUCUGACCUGCUGAGUGAGUGACCAGGUGGUCCCAAGAGCCUGACGAUGGACGCCAUGCACAUCAACAUGUCCAGUGCUCCUCUGGUGAAGCACACUGCUGGAGCUGGACUCAAGACCAACAGGCCCCGAGUCAUGUCCAAGAGUGGACACAGCAACGUGAGAAUCGACAAGGUGGAUGGCAUCUACUUACUCUACCUUCAAGACUUGUGGACGACCGUGAUCGACAUGAAGUGGAGGUACAAGCUCACCCUCUUUGCAGCCACCUUUGUGAUGACCUGGUUCCUGUUUGGAGUAAUCUAUUAUGCCAUUGCAUUUAUUCACGGGGACUUAGAACCCAGUGAGCGUAUUUCAAAUCACACCCCCUGCAUCAUGAAAGUGGACUCUCUCACAGGCGCAUUUCUCUUUUCCCUGGAAUCCCAGACAACCAUUGGCUAUGGAGUUCGCUCCAUCACGGAGGAAUGUCCUCAUGCCAUUUUCCUGUUGGUCGCUCAGUUGGUCAUCACGACCUUGAUUGAGAUCUUCAUCACGGGCACCUUCCUGGCAAAAAUCGCCAGACCCAAAAAGCGGGCAGAGACCAUCAAGUUCAGCCACUGUGCUGUCAUCACCAAGCAGAACGGGAAGCUGUGCUUGGUGAUCCAGGUGGCCAACAUGAGGAAGAGUCUCCUGAUUCAGUGCCAGCUCUCCGGGAAGCUCCUCCAGACCCACGUCACCAAGGAGGGGGAGCGGAUCCUCCUGAACCAAGCCACCGUCAAAUUCCACGUGGACUCUUCUUCGGAGAGCCCCUUCCUCAUUUUGCCCAUGACCUUCUACCACGUGCUGGACGAGACGAGCCCCCUGAGAGAUCUCACACCGCAGAACCUGAAGGAGAAGGAGUUCGAACUGGUGGUCCUCCUGAACGCCACUGUGGAAUCCACCAGCGCCGUCUGCCAGAGCCGCACAUCAUACAUCCCAGAAGAGAUCUACUGGGGUUUUGAGUUUGUGCCUGUGGUUUCUCUCUCCAAAACCGGAAAGUAUGUGGCUGACUUCAGUCAGUUCGAACAGAUCCGGAAGAGCCCGGACUGCACCUUUUAUUGCGCAGAUGCUGAGAAGCAGAAACUUGAGGAGAAGUACAGGCAGGAGGACCAGAGGGAAAGAGAACUGAGGACCCUUUUGUUACAGCAGAGCAACGUCUGACGGCAGUGGUGUCACUGCUGUUUAACUCUGAGAGCUGUUUCCACAUCUGAGCUCACUCCAAAAGCAAAGGUCGCUGUGAAAGCAAAACUGUGUGGACGCACUCUCAAAAAACCUCACAGGCUACAAACUUGAUCUUUUCCUUUGAUCUGGUGGCUAAACAAGCAUUUCCAUGUUUGAGAGGCUUCCUUUUAAAUGCUUUGUCUGAAGCAAACUCUCAAAAUUCAGAUUUUCUAAAGUGGGGCUACAUUUCAAAGAACUUGGUGUAGAGCAAUUGAAAAAAUGUCCUGCUGGAUGGACAGACAUUUAAUGAUGCUGACAUUGAAAGGAACGGCAUUUCUAUACAAGGAUAGCAGGUGUUUGUUCAAUUCAAGUAUCAAAGAUAAUAUGGUCAAGAGUUAAAAUGUGGUUCAGUAUUCAUUAAUAUCAUCGCUCUAAAACACACUCCUUUUCUUGUCAAAGAAAAUGUUAUGUAUAAUGGUAGCUAUCCGGUAACACCUAAGAAGGGGCAGGAGGAAUCUGUACUCAUAAAAUGUUAUUAUUCCAUUUUCACCUCUCUUCAGUGGAUUUACUUGUAUGGAGUGAAAUUAAUCCUAUCAGGAAUUAACAAUUGUGAAAACACAUACAAAUGGAGCUGAUGCUAUUGUUCACACUAAUUUUUUUGUUGGAAUGUCGUAGCCACUUUCUAUUCGAAAUGUGGUCCACAGACCAGCAGCAUCAGUACCGGCUAGGAGGUUAUUAGUGAUGUAGAGUGUCAGGCCCCACCUGGACUUAGGGCAUAAGAGUCUGUCUCUUAACAAGACCCCCAAGUAGUUUGUGUACACAUGAAAGUUUGAAAAGCUCUGCUCCAGACGAUGUUUUCAAAGUAACUUUCUGAAGCCAUGGGGCUCUGUGGGGCCCCUGUCCAAAUGGCCUCCAGACCUGUCCUUCUCUCUUCAGUUCAUUAUUUUGGAUCAAUAGUCCUUUGAGCCACUCAUUCCUUAUCUGUUAAAAUGCUUUUGUCCACAAAGGAAGUGCCAUUGAAAUUCCAAGAGCAAAUGAAAACUCUUGAGAAUGACGUUUGUCUUACUUAUGCUAAGAACAUGGCUCUUGGUUAUAGUUUGCACAAGAGAAAAAUUGAGCUGCGCAACAAUCCAAGAAAUUUGCGCAGAUGCUGAAGUCUGUAAUGUUGGACGGGGCCAGGAGGAAGAGGAGGGGCUUGGGAUAAGGAAUUCACGAGCAGAGGACUCCUUGAAGCAGGAAUGAAGUUUGAUACUCUGGUAACAUGUAAAAAAUGCCCUCAGUAUUUAAAUAAAUCUCAUACAACUCAGUGUUACAGAGGGAACAUUGUGCUUCUGGCAGAAUUUGCGGGGCUGGUAUCCUGCGUUUCUGUGGGGGGCAGAGAAUAAUUGGGCUAGGAUUGGCUAAAGGUAGAAAGGUGAAUUCUCAUUUCAUUCAAACCAGGACAGAUUUGCAUAUUCACUCAGGAAGAUGCAUGGACAUAUGUGUGAGCCCACAUAUAUGCACACAUGUGCACACACACACUGCAUUUUCAGGUAUAAUUGUGGAAAUGAUCAGUGAAAGUCAUUUGCAAUUAAGAGAGCAAGUCCUUGGAGCUGGCCUCAUGGUGUCAUAGUUAAGUUCAGCACACUCCACUUGGCAACCCAAGGAAGAUUGGCACAGAUGUCAGCUUAGGGCUAAUCUUCCUCAACAGAAAGGAAAAAUAAAUAAAAGAGAGAGCAAGUCCUUGACAAAUAUGCUCAUGUGUAUUUGAUUCUAUAAGAAUGGGAAUUUGGGGACUCAGAGAAAAUGGGGAAGGUAAACUGGAUUCAGAUUAUCAGUGAAAUGGUGAUGUGGAUCACAGCAUACUGGUCAUAUCUUGGUGUCACCACAUUUUCAAAUGUCCUUCCAUUAAACAGAAAGUGUGGCUGAACAUCUAAUGCAAAUGUCCGAAUAAGGGAGGUAAAGUUGUAAAGGUUUAAGAAACAAUCUCAGUGCACAAGAGGCUUUUUGCCUUUAAUUAUUCAGGAAGUUUUUUUUUUUAUUCUUCUGUUAAUUUCAUGGCUAGUUGUUUUAGAUAUUAAUUCUCCCAAAAAAUUACAUUAGUAUAGUUAGAUAUUAGCUCUUUGAGUUGUACUAUGUGGUUUUUUUUUUACUGUAUAUUAUGGUAUAAUCAAUAGGAAAAUAAUGCCAUAGGCAUGUUUACAGUUUUUCUGUUGCACUAUUAAAUUCUUUUCACAGUAUUUACAUCAAUGCUAAUUUGAAUGUGAUCAAGAUUAGGAAGCUUGCAUACUUAUAUUGUAUACUGAACAAUCAUGUACAUCAGAUUGAGAUUGAGAAAUCUUUCUGUAUGUUCGUUUAGUAUAUCUAUUUCAGCCAAAUUUGGAAGACUUCAUCAUCUGAUCUUUUGCACUACACACAAAAUAAAUAUGACUUGCACAAGUCAAUAAAUCAUAUUAUAACAUAAUAUUUAAUACAUAGCUCUCAAGUUGCGUCUGGUUUGAAACUAGCAUUUUCCAGCCACACUUACUUAUUAUUCCUUUGUACAAAAUACUCUUUUGUUAGCAUGCUAACAAACGAUUCAGGGGCAAACUUAUUUGACUGUAUCUGGACAGUCUUCUGAUUGAAACAGAUUUCUGCUCAACAUCCAACUAAGAAGUAGUCAAACCGAUGGAGUGUUUUGACCCAAAAAGACUUUUGCAUUUUGAAACAUUUCCAAUGCAUCAACACUUCUCACUGAGACCAUUCAAAAAUGUUGUGUUCCAUUUGAGAAACCACAAAGUAAAUGGCAGCAAAUCAGAGUAAUCUGCAAGCCGUGUUGUAUUUCAGUAAUAAAAUAUAUUCUAUUUACAUAGUACCUAGUAGCCAAUGGCCCCAGACAGCAGAGCAAAGGCUCAUUCACUGAUUCUCAUAAUGAGCUGCCUUUGGGGUGGAGAUGGAGGCACACAUGGAUUCCCUUCCCGCUCACGGGGAAGUUACAGCAGAGAGACGAGACUCCAGAAAUCUAAAAUAACCGGUCAGAAGUGAAAAAUGCCAUGAAUGAGUAGACCGCAUAUUUAGGUGAAUUUAAACAACUGUUUUGUUUGAGUUUUCUUUGAAUUAAAUUUUGAAUUUUAA
Equus quagga is the source of this 4680-nucleotide messenger RNA. RefSeq names its product ATP-sensitive inward rectifier potassium channel 15. Gene Ontology annotation, biological process: potassium ion import across plasma membrane; regulation of monoatomic ion transmembrane transport. The transcript has 3 exons. Gene Ontology annotation, cellular component: plasma membrane. The record is from RefSeq and is a predicted model, not a curated record. Lineage: Eukaryota; Metazoa; Chordata; Mammalia; Perissodactyla; Equidae. The coding region runs from base 460 to 1587 and encodes 375 amino acids. Gene Ontology annotation, molecular function: inward rectifier potassium channel activity.